Oncorhynchus tshawytscha (Chinook salmon) is the source of this 852-nucleotide messenger RNA. Its product is annotated as polyubiquitin-like. The record is from RefSeq and is a predicted model, not a curated record. Gene Ontology annotation, molecular function: protein tag activity; ubiquitin protein ligase binding. NCBI's taxonomy places the organism in Eukaryota, Metazoa, Chordata, Actinopteri, Salmoniformes, Salmonidae. Gene Ontology annotation, cellular component: nucleus; cytoplasm. The transcript has 2 exons. Gene Ontology annotation, biological process: protein ubiquitination; modification-dependent protein catabolic process. Bases 164 to 634 code for a protein of 156 amino acids.
AUACAUAGACUGCUCAGAUGUACACUGACAGAGCUAUCACCAUCUUUCAUCGGACAAGUUUCAAUUGUCAGCAUACGGAUUUACUAACAGUAUUUCUUAAAACAAAUUUGCAAGACUUCACAACAACAACUUCACAACAAUAUCCACUGAACAUAUAUCUAUCAUGGAACUCACUAUAACGCUUUUGAACGGGAACUCACUUCCCCUGACAGUUCCGCCACACACCACCGUGGGGUCUCUCAAGAGUUUGAUUCAACAACACUUUGAAGUGGCCACAACAAAGCAGAGGCUGUUAGGCGUCAAUGGGAACAACAUCAGUCUCAGCGAUGAUUCAAAAACUUUGAGCGACUAUGGCCUGCAUUCAGGAUCUAAAGUGAUGGUGCUGAUUACGGAGCCCGCUCCUAUCCAGGUGUUCCUGAAAAACGAAAAGGGCCAGACACACACAUAUGAUGUGGUGCCUGGUGAGACUGUAACCCAGUUCAAAGCCAAGGUACAAAACAAGGAGGCAGUCCCUGCCAACCAACAGAGGCUGAUUCAUGAGGGGAGGCAGCUCGAGGAUGGCCAGAGGCUGGAGAACUACAACAUCAGAAAUCAAAGCACCAUCUAUCUGACACUCCGUCUAAGGGGAGGCUGAAGAAACCCAGUAUUGACCUGAAACCACCUGUCACAUGAAGCCCUUAACUUAUUAUGCAUUCCAUGUCUAUAGAGAAAAGGCAAUCAAUCUUGAACAAAAAUGUGAAUUGUCCUACAUUUGUAUUCAAUUGUAAACUUUAAAUUAAGCAUGGCUGAUAUAGGCGUAUAUUAAUGAGAUUGUUAUCAAGUAAUAAACAUGUAUAAAACUAAAACUGUCAA